Molecule: messenger RNA, 2204 nt
Organism: Exophiala mesophila
Lineage: Eukaryota; Fungi; Ascomycota; Eurotiomycetes; Chaetothyriales; Herpotrichiellaceae
Exons: 1
Coding region: 111-2030 (639 amino acids)
Source: RefSeq, a predicted model, not a curated record
GCCCCAUGUCUUUUCGUUCCUUUUAAUGGCAGACGACAGAUCCCUUUCUUCGCAGAUAUGCGAUUGACUCUCCAACCUUUUCUUUGAAUGACAUACUCGAUUUUGCCAAAAUGACGGACUGGAGCAAGUUGACCGUUGUCAACCUCAAGGAAGAAUGCAAAGCCCGCGACAUUCCUCUUACCGGGUUGAAACUCAAGCAGCACUACAUUGACAGACUGCAGGAAUAUGAGGCGGCAGAAAACAAUGGCGGCGACACUGACGCUGGAGUUGAGGAGGCUCAAGUUGAAGAAGGUGACAAAACUUCCCAACAAGCCAAUGGGCACACGACCGACGACCAGAUUCCAACGACCGAAACCAAUACCCAAGAGCCAGACCCUUCUGUCUUGGAGAAUUCUGCGGACCCUGGCGCAUCGGUAGUUGAGGAAGUACAGCCUGCGCAGCCCGAAGAAGACACCACCGACCAACGAGACAUUAAACCUAGUGAAAGCGACUCAAGUGAUGCGCAAGGGAAGACAACACCCAUACCCAAGCCAGAAGACCCAAGAAGUGGCCAGACUUCUCCUGAGGCCGAGUUGCAACCACAAACCCACGAGCAAACUAUUCCAACAUUACCUCCGGACGAAAAGCAGACCGAACCAUCACCCGAGCCGACCCCUACCGAGCCUACUGUCGCAGUUACAGCAGAGGAGUUGGAAAAUAAAUCAGAGAGCGCAGAGUCAUCGGAGGUUCAGCCAAUUGAGCCAAAAGGUGAACCGGCAGAUGACAAUCAGCAGCCGCAGACAAUUUCGGAUGACCCUACAGUGCCUUCUCUGCCAAACGAGCCCAGUGGAGUAUCCGACGACCAAAAAAACCGACGAAAACGCAGUCAUAGCCCUGUCCCAAGCUCUGAAGAAGUCACGCGCAAGAGAUUCAGGUUGAGCGACGUUCAAGAAAAUGCGAAGAUCGAAACAGAUUCUGAAGGCGCCAGCAAUCGUGGGCCUCAAACAAAAUUACCACAUGACGGCGAAGGGGCGGCAGCCUCUGCGAGCGUGGAUAAAUCAUCAGAGCCUCCUCAAAGACAAGACUCUCCAUCUCAGGAACGAGACGUAACCCCUGCCAUCCAUCCAGCAACAUGCUCCCUCUACAUCCGGAAUUUCAAACGACCACUCCAUGUUCCCACACUUCGUGCGCACAUAGCCAAGCUAGCCCAAUCUCGAUCCGACACUUCAGACGCCGACCCUAUCACCAAAUACUUUGUCGACCUCAUUCGAACCCAUGCAUUCAUCUCAUUCACAUCCAUCGCCGCCGCAUCGCGGGUCAGAACAGCGAUGCACGAAACACGGUUCCCUGAUGAACCGAUGCGCGAACCCCUAUUCGUGGACUUCGUUCCUGACGACAAAAUCGAAUCCUGGAUCGAAGAGGAAACCGGAUCAAGCAAUUUCGGAGGCCGUACACCCAACCGUCGCUUCGAAGUCAUCUACGAAAACGGUCCCGACGGAGUUGAAGCCAUCUUCGAAGAAGUCGGUUCCCGAGGUCCACCCCACUCAUCCAUCCCCUCUCGCCCAUCCGCCGACUACGGAAGAAAAGAUUCUUUAUCCCAUUCCACACAUCCAGACCGCGAAAUACGUCCCCCGCGCGAAGACCGUCGCUCGGAAGAUCACGGUCGUCCAGCAGCACCACCUGCCCCGCCAACCGGACCAAGAAAAUCAAUCGGCAUCGGCUUCAAAGCUCUCGACGACCUCUUCCCCUCCACUACCGCCAAACCGAAACUGUACUAUAAACCAGUAUCUGAAGAAAUAGCCCAGGCAAGAAGAGAAUUACUCCUGGACCUGAAAGAUAUGGGUCGAAGUGGAGAAGCGGAUAUGAAACGAUAUAGUUUGGAACGGACUAGUAAUGGAAGAGAAGAUUGGGUGGAUAAGGGGCCGGAAUUUGGACGUGGUAAGAAAGGUCAGGAUCGAUUGACGGGAUAUAGAGGCGGACGGUUUGGAGGGGGAGGUGGAGGGGGAUACCGUGGUCGGGGUGGUGAUUCUUGGAGAGGCGGUGGGAGAUGAAGUGCAGGAAAAAGAAGAGAGUGAUUUGGACGGAGAGGAAUGAUGGCUGCUAUGUCCUGUACGAAUACAAGAUUUAAAAAGCUCUUUGCUUUGAGUGGGUGGACAUGUAUGAUUAUGAUAGCUUGAGCAGAUAACUUGAACAACGGCCGAUCUUGAGGUGAGAGGUACAAAAAG